CACGUCGGUGGUUGCCCGGUUGCCUGGACAGUCUCGCUACUCUGGGUCACGACCGGGCCGCCGUUUGCAACUGCGAACCCUGCGCCAGUCCCUCUUUCCCACAGCCCGCCCGUGCAAUCUGUGAUUCAUCGCCACAGUGACUUGCAACUCGUACCCCUUCUUCUCCGAUCCGCAAACGCUCACACUGCCUCCUCUCAUCCCAGCACACUGUGAUUUCUCCAGAGCCUUUUACACCCACACUCGUCAGCAUUGAAAUCUUUAUUCCACCGCAACUCCUUGUACUCGCCCGACAGCGCAGACAUGGUGACCUACAAAAGACCCGACAACGAGCUCAUUGGACGCAUGAACCGCCUUAGUAUGGCUUUGGGCACAGAGGUCACUCUGUGUCCCAGAGACGAGACCGAUGGUGAUGGCGACAAUGACCCUGCCCCGAAUGAUACGAAGAAGGACGAGAUGGACUGGGAGCAGUCGCAAUUCGUGACUUCCGAGGUCACCAUGUCCAUCACGCGAGCGGUAGAUGAGGGUAUGAGACUCGAUGAGAGAGCAUCCAGGACUACGAGAGUUCGGGCCGAUACUGCCAGCUCAUCUGGUCUCUUUUGUCCUUGGAAGACGAUUAAGGCAUAUCCGUAUCGGUUCAUUGGAAAGCGCAACCGACCACGGGCUGUUCCGUUCUUCGAGGACAUCCUGAAAGGCAGACUUUGGGACUUCUACUACCUCCAUGACCCGCGCAAUCCGGACAAGAAGCCGCACCUGCUCGUGCCAACCGUCCAGUUUGAGGCCUUCCUCUGCGGAAUUAAUCGAGAGCUCGACACGCAGCUGACCAUACCACCGGGCCAAAAUCGCCACAAGUUCGGCUUCAACUUUGAAGAACGUGGUCGCAUGCCGCGGCCGCGGUAUCUUGCACGCUCGGAGAACCAGGACAGUCUGCAACACAUCGACUGGCCGAAAUUUGCCGAAGAGGACGCGGUAGGCUUCAAUGAGGCCUCCGAAGCGGACCAAGCGGCUUUCGUUAAGGAGUUUGACCGGCUCCUCGUGCCAAACCCCAUUACCCACUCUGAAAGAACCCUCGAUCGGGCGAGGCAAAAGGCGUUCGAUCGACGGGCAAUGAUGGAGCAGGUGCAGAAGCAUCUGGGGCUUGAGCUAACGGAGGAUACUCUUCGUCUCCGGCCCGUCUUUAUUUGCGUAGAUAUCGAGGCGCUGGAGGAUCCCCCUCAUCCCGUUUCCGAGGUGGGCAUUGCCAUCUUGGACGCGGAAAAGAUUCGAAUCAUUGGGUCAGGCACGAGUGGCUCGAACUGGUGGCCUUCCGUCAAAUGCAUCCAUCUUCGAACAGAAGAGUACCGCGACUUGAAGAACCACAAAUAUGUGCAAGGCUGCCCGCGCGACUUCAACUUUGGGGCGAGCCUUUUCCCGAGGCAAGAGGACCUAGCCCUCCAUAUCCGCCGGAUAGUCGGCCGAAUCAGCGAUGACGGCCGCCGCGACCUGUUGUUCGUUGCCCAUGACACAAAGCAGGAUCUCAAGUUCCUUCACCGCAUCGGCGUCGACUUUAUGGCACUGCCUGGUGUCGUAGGGGAGAUUGAUACAGUUACAUUGCAUCAGGAGUGGCGCAAUUCAAACGACGCCCGGAGCCUGCGCACUAUGCUGUCGGAUCUCGGCAUCGACUACAGCAACCUGCACAACGCGGGCAACGACGCAAUGUACACCAUGCGUGCCAUGCUGGGUCUCGCGACAGAGGCUUUGCGCAAGAGCUCGGCAGAGGCUCGGGGAGAAAACAUCAGCGACGCUGAGUCUGGGCACGCAGUCGGUUUUGCCUUUAGGACGCGGGCCUCGGGGGAACUAGUAUUGAGAUAUGAGCGAGGAGCGAGUUUGGUUGCGCGUGGGCAACCUCUGAAUUAUGCAACAACAUCGUGCUGGCCUAGUAGACGUCUCGUCCAACAGGCCACACUACUCUAGCUAGCUAGCUUUCGAAACAACCC
Messenger RNA from Purpureocillium takamizusanense, 1973 nucleotides. RefSeq lists its product as uncharacterized. Lineage: Eukaryota; Fungi; Ascomycota; Sordariomycetes; Hypocreales; Ophiocordycipitaceae. Gene Ontology annotation, molecular function: nucleic acid binding. Bases 301 to 1950 code for a protein of 549 amino acids. The record is from RefSeq and is a predicted model, not a curated record. The transcript has 5 exons. Gene Ontology annotation, cellular component: nucleus.